CUAAAUUUUAUGAGAUAUAUGGAAUUGUUCUUUUUAAUUAUAUUUCUGCAUGGAUGAUGGGUUAUUUUAUAUCACUUGUUGUUCCAAAAGAAAAGUUUGGAUUGGUUGGUACAGGAUUUGCGCUUGCAUGGGGGUUAGUUUUCAGUGGUGGAUCUCCUCGAUUACAAGAUGUUAAAUAUGAAGAUAGUUAUAACCUUAUGAGAUGGUUAUGGGAUAUUUCAGCACCACGAUGGACUGUUGAAGCUUUAUAUCUUAAAGAAUUGACUCCCAGAUUAUGGGUUGAAAUUAAUACUGAAAAUUUAAAUCAUACUUAUAGUUUUAAUGAUUAUUCUUUAUGUUUAAUUUAUAUUUUCCGCAUCUCACUUGGGUGGGGUAUACUAUCAUUCCUUGCUUUAAAAUUAAUGAAUAGAGAAAUUAGAAUAAAUCUGAAAAAGUGGUUAAAAAUUUCGUGA
Scutellospora calospora is the source of this 452-nucleotide messenger RNA. NCBI's taxonomy places the organism in Eukaryota, Fungi, Glomeromycota, Glomeromycetes, Diversisporales, Gigasporaceae. The record is from the annotation of a GenBank genome assembly.